GAGCACCUUUACUCUCUCCUCCGGCAUAUCCCCACGCUCUGGACUCUGGAGUCAACUACACCAGCGCUUGCGGCUUGCUCCUCAAGGGUGCGGGAGAGGACUCGAGGAGGAAGAAGGACACCGUCUCCUCCUCGUGCCUUUAUCCGCUUUCGUGCCGUCUGCAUCCUCCAAGAAGCUAGCUAGCAGCGCGGGCAGCAGCUGGGUACGCAUGUUUUGUGGAUAGGGUAGCUACCCCGCAGUACACAGGGUUGUUAUCUAUCUGGGAGUUGCUUGCAUGGGCGUGGGAGUUUGGGAUCUUGGUUAGCUUAUGCGUGGUGAAGAUACUUUGCUUUAAUUUGGGGUGUGAAGACCUGUAAUUAAGCAUCGUGAGUGUGGUGGUGACGGCGGCGGCGCAGCGAGCAAUGCCACUGGCGGUGGCGCGGCCGUCGUCUGGCGUGUCGCGACGCCAUCGGUCGUGCUGGUAGUGCAGCGGUACCGUCGCCGGCAUGCCGCGCGCGACGUCGCGCAACGAGUCUUGAUCCUGGCGCCCCACAUGCUGUCUUGCUUCCGGCUGCCGCGGCCGAUCGGCGGCGGGGACGUGGACCAGCAGGCCGCGGCGGUGUCCCCACGUCGGGGCCCGUCCCUGCCGUUCGCGGCGUCCCCCUCGACGUCGGGGCGCGGGAGGAGCCCGUGGCCGCCGCCAGAGGCGGACGACAUGGAGAAGAAGCGGUGGGACAGCAUGGAGUCGUGGUCCAUGCUGCUGGACACGGUGCUGUGCGAAGGGUCGUCCCGGCCGGACAGCAGCGGGCGGCGGGAGGAAUGGAUGGCCGACCUGUCGCAGCUCUUCAUCGGCAACAAGUUCGCGGCGGGCGCCAACAGCCGCAUCUACCGCGGCAUCUACAAGCAGCGCGCCGUGGCCGUGAAGAUGGUGCGCAUCCCGGAGCGCGACGAGGCCCAGCGCGCCGUGCUGGAGGAGCAGUUCAACUCCGAGGUGGCCUUCCUCUCCCGCCUCUACCACCCCAACAUCGUGCAGUUCAUCGCGGCGUGCAAGAAGCCGCCGGUGUACUGCAUCAUCACGGAGUACAUGUCCCAGGGGACGCUGCGGAUGUACCUGAACAAGAAGGACCCUCACUCGCUGUCGCCGGAGACGAUCCUGAAGCUGGCGCUGGACAUCUCGCGGGGCAUGGAGUACCUGCACGCGCAGGGCGUGAUCCACCGGGACCUCAAGUCCCAGAACCUGCUGCUCAACGACGAGAUGCGCGUCAAGGUGGCCGACUUCGGCACCUCCUGCCUGGAGACCAAGUGCCAGGCCACCAAGGGCAACAAGGGCACCUACCGCUGGAUGGCGCCGGAGAUGACCAAGGAGAAGCCCUACACCCGCAAGGUGGACGUGUACAGCUUCGGCAUCGUGCUCUGGGAGCUCACCACCUGCCUGCUCCCGUUCCAGGGGAUGACGCCCGUGCAGGCCGCGUACGCCGCAUCGGAGAAGAACCUGCGCCCGCCGCUGUCGAGCUCGUGCCCGCCGGUGCUCAACAGCCUGAUCAAGAAGUGCUGGUCGGCGAACCCGGCGCGGCGGCCGGAAUUCAGCUACAUUGUGUCGGUGCUGGAGAAGUACGACCACUGCGUGAAGGAGGGGAUGCCGACGAUGAUGGCGCACCAGGAGCUCAGGCUCUGGCGCUCCUUCGCCAAGAUCUUCAGGAUGGGCUGCAUCACCAACAACUUGUCCAGAACGGUGAAUGCGUGAUCCAUCUCCGGCGCCAUCCGUAACUGAACUGUUGCAUUGCAGCUGCUUGUUUCUCUCUGCUCUGCUUGUUUAAUCAAUCACUCCACCAAGAGCCUAGGAACUACUACUAGCAGUAUAUACUACAUCCAUCGAUCUCUCUGUCACAAACAAAUGGCAUAAAAGACGUCCGGCUCCGGCCGGAACCAAUUGUAACUCGCGUCAAAUGUGUAAAUUUUAUCUCCCUUAUGAGCAUUUAAGCCCAAAA
This is a messenger RNA of Zea mays, 1967 nucleotides long. Its product is annotated as HT1 protein kinase. NCBI's taxonomy places the organism in Eukaryota, Viridiplantae, Streptophyta, Magnoliopsida, Poales, Poaceae. Gene Ontology annotation, molecular function: protein serine/threonine kinase activity; ATP binding. Gene Ontology annotation, biological process: protein phosphorylation. The record is from RefSeq and is marked provisional.